CGCUCAGGGCUGGACCCCCGACCCCGGCCGGCCCCCGCCCGGCUCCAGUCCCCGCCACUCUUGCUAGGCACCCUGUGCGGUCGGGCAGGCAGCCGCUCCCAGCGACCUGGGCCUCUUGUCCUCUGACGCGCCUCGGGGCAGGGGCCGAGGCCGCCCACUAGAGGAACAGGAUCUGCCUACGCAGCUGUCUCGCCCGGCAAAGAGCGCCCAGCACCCGAGACUGCGUCCUCUUCACAGAGACCUGGCGCAUAGGGGGCCUAGUCGAGGCUGUUAAAUGAAAGGAAGAAGGGGUGGCGUGGGCCUGGCGCUCAGGUGCGCCCUAAAUGUUUGGUCAUAGCUGGCUACAAGGACAUUCGCGCAGGCUUGGAGGUGCGGGGCACCCUGACGUGUUGCCUCUGGGGUAACCGAGGGACGCGCGGCAAACAGAGAUGGAGGACUGGCAACGGGUGCCUCGAAGAGAGUCUCACUCUGUUGCCCAGGCUGGAGUGCAGUGAUGUGAUAUCGGCCCACUGAAACCUCUGCCUCCCAGCUUCAAGUGAUCCUCCCACGCGAGCCUUCCUACCAGCUGGGAUUACAACCAUCCUCCAAUAAAUUCAAGUUUUUAUUUUGGAAUGACUUUCCAUUUAAAGAAUUUCGAGGAUACUGCAAAGAGUUCCAGUAUAUCCUUCAUUCAUCUUUCCCUAAUGGGAGAGAAGGAUUAUUUAAAAAAAAAAAGAGAGAAAUGAUACCAAGUAAUCCAGCUUUAGUCUUUGUUGACUGAAGUGGGUAUUAGGAGCUUUGGCCAGUCAAAGCAAAAGGUAGCGAAAAGAUAGUCACAUCAAGGUGUCCAAGUUAAGAAAACCAGGCAGUAGAAUUCAAGGAGACCAUGUCAAAUCCUGUCAGCAGUCAAGGUCAGAAAGGAAGCCACUUCCUAACGACCCACACCACUGGUGGUCUCAUCACGCUGUUGCACCAUUUGGAUGUUUUCUAAUUGUCCCGGGCUGUUUUCUCUCCAAUUGGACUGUAAACUCCUGGCAGGCUCAGGCAGUGGUUUGAAGGUCUCUCACACGGUCCAACCUUAAGCGAAAAGCACGGCCGGGCGCGGUGGCUCACGACGGUAAUCCCAGCACUUUGGGACGCCAAGGCGGGCGGAUCACCUGAGCUCAAGAGUUCGAGACCAGCCUGGCCAACAUAGUGAAACCCUGUCUCUACUAAAAAUACAAAAAUUAGCCAGGUUUGGUGGCGCGCGCCUGUAGUCCCAGCUACUCGGGAGCCUGAGGCAGAAGAAUCGCCUGAACCUGCGAGACGGAGGUUGCCGUGAGCUGAGAUUGCGCCACUGCACUCCAGCCUGGGCGACACAGUGAGAAAGAAAGGAAAGAGAGAAAGAGAAAGAAAAAGAGAGAGAAAGAGCCAGACAGCAAGCAAGCAAGCAAGCACCUCAACAGAGACGUAAAGAAAGACAGAGACAGAAAGAAAGAAAGCACCUCCUCAGCUUCCCAUAGCGCAGACUUGCUCGACCAGAGAACCUACGGUCAGACGACACAUCCACUGCCACACCCAUACCCAAGCCGGGACGCGGAGCCGCUUCUACCCGCCCACACCGGAGAGGUUGCUCGCGAUUGGCCGGGCGGGCACAGAGGCCCGCCUUCCGAAGGUGGCAGGGCAGCCUCCUCAUCUAAGCCUAGGUCGCCGCCUCGGAGAGGGGCCGCGGGGCCGAGCGCGGGAAGUGGCGUCCAGUCGGUUUUUGGCAGGCGAGAGCCAGAGGGUGAGAACCCUCCCACGGCGAGGCCAAGCCCUGAGACUGGACUAGCAAGGUGGUGAGUCUGUCAGCUCUCCGCAGCUAAGGGGCGCGGGGGGCGGGGAUCGUGCCCGACCCUGCCAGCUCCCGCCCCGGAAGCGGAAGUGCAAGCACUGCGGGGUCCUGUCCAGUGUGAGCCAGACCCGAGCUCCAGUAGUUCCGCCCGCUGGUCAUCGCGCCCUUUCCCCUGCCGGUGUCCUGCUCGCCGUCCCCGCCAUGCUGUCUCUAGACUUUUUGGACGAUGUGCGGCGGAUGAACAAGCGGCAGACGGAGUUUCACCCUUGUUGCCCAGGCUGGAGUGCAAUGGUGCGAUCUUGGCCCACUGCAACCUCCGCCUCCCAGGUUCAAGCAAUUCUUCCACCUCAGCCUCCCGAGUAUCUGGGAUUACAGCUCUAUUAUCAAGUCCUAAAUUUUGGAAUGAUUGUCUCAUCGGCACUAAUGAUCUGGAAGGGGUUAAUGGUAAUCACUGGAAGUGAAAGUCCGAUUGUAGUGGUGCUCAGUGGCAGCAUGGAACCUGCAUUUCAUAGAGGAGAUCUUCUCUUUCUAACAAAUCGAGUUGAAGAUCCCAUACGAGUGGGAGAAAUUGUUGUUUUUAGGAUAGAAGGAAGAGAGAUUCCUAUAGUUCACCGAGUCUUGAAGAUUCAUGAAAAGCAAAAUGGGCAUAUCAAGUUUUUGACCAAAGGAGAUAAUAAUGCGGUUGAUGACCGAGGCCUCUAUAAACAAGGACAACAUUGGCUAGAGAAAAAAGAUGUUGUGGGGAGAGCCAGGGGAUUUGUUCCUUAUAUUGGAAUUGUGACGAUCCUCAUGAAUGACUAUCCUAAAUUUAAGUAUGCAGUGCUCUUUUUGCUGGGUUUAUUCGUGCUGGUUCAUCGUGAGUAAGAAGCCUGCCUUGCUGUUCCUGGGAAGAUGCCAUACUUUUCGUUACUGGAUGUUUGGAGUAGAUACUGGUCUGUGAUUGGUGGAAUGGAGAACACACGUGUUGGUGCUUCUUGGUAGCACUGGUUUGCAUUAGUUUAUGUUUCCACGCCAGAGUUUGUGUGGGCGGGCGCACAUGCACCACAGAGUGCACUUGAGGGGACUUUCAAUCACAGGAUUUCAUAAUUGUCAUUGUCACACUUUCAAAUUUUUGUACAUCAGUGAAUUUUUUAUAUUAAAAGGUUGAGCCAAAGCCCCCAGUGUUUGUAUUUUGAAGCCAAGCUUCACUUCUAAAGUGCCUACAGAGACUUGUAAAUGAAAAUGCAGCUCUGCACGAGUUUGAAACCGUCAUACCUCCUUCUAAUAGGAAUGGCAUAUACUGAGGUGGUCGUAAGUCUUAACUUUUAAAAUUUUAAAUAAAAGACUUUGCACAUUGAA
Molecule: messenger RNA, 3130 nt
Organism: Pongo pygmaeus (Bornean orangutan)
Lineage: Eukaryota; Metazoa; Chordata; Mammalia; Primates; Hominidae
Gene: SEC11A
Product: SEC11 homolog A, signal peptidase complex subunit
Exons: 9
Coding region: 1994-2656 (220 amino acids)
Cellular component (GO): membrane; signal peptidase complex
Molecular function (GO): serine-type endopeptidase activity
Source: RefSeq, a predicted model, not a curated record